Molecule: messenger RNA, 864 nt
Organism: Lithohypha guttulata
Lineage: Eukaryota; Fungi; Ascomycota; Eurotiomycetes; Chaetothyriales; Trichomeriaceae
Exons: 2
Coding region: 1-864 (287 amino acids)
Biological process (GO): sulfur compound metabolic process
Cellular component (GO): mitochondrion
Molecular function (GO): molybdopterin cofactor binding; molybdenum ion binding; sulfite oxidase activity
Source: RefSeq, a predicted model, not a curated record
AUGCGAACACGAAUUAAGGAUGUUUCUGGCAUCGAUUGGUACGAUGGCGCAGUCAUGAACUGUGUAUGGGAAGGUCCACGACUAUCUGAUGUUCUUCGUGAGCUGGCCGGCUCUGAUGAAGUUAGUCAGACAGAGAGGCAACAGCAGAAACAUGUACAGUUUGCAAGCUAUGGAACGGAAACUCAAGAAGACAAGUGGUAUGGUGGGAGUGUGCCUUUUGAGAGAGUUAUGGAUCCGGACAUGGACAUUGUUCUGGCUGUCAAGAUGAACGACGAACCCUUACCACCACGCCAUGGCUUUCCAGUCCGGGCGAUAGUGCCUGGCGUUCUCGGGGCUCGAAGCGUGAAAUGGCUUGACAGAAUUACAGUAUCCGAGGAGGAAUCUCCCAAUUUCUACCAGAAACACGACUACAAAAUCUUACCACCAGACGCAGUCGACAAGAAGGCGGCGGAACCAUAUUGGAGCCAGAUACCUGCCAUGCUUGAGAUGCCCGUGAAUGCAUGCGUAGCGGUACCGACAUACAAAUCAACUGUCAAGCUACCCGAUUCCGGCAUGCUGGACGUUCAAGGUUAUGCGGUGCCGCAAGGCCACUUCGGGCCUGUAGUUCGUGUUCAGGUAUCAGGUGACGAAGGUAAAACUUGGAUCGAUGCCAAACUUGAUCACGGGCCGCCAGAGCUCGCGAACAAAUGGACAUGGGUAUUUUGGAAUUGCCAGGUCAAGAUGGAGAAGGGUGAAGGCAAGAAAAUCUUCGCGAAAGCUACAGACAAGGCUGGAAAUACACAGGAAUUGGAACGAAGCACUUGGAACUUGAGAGGUGUGGCCUACAAUGGAUACGAGGCUGUUUUUGACCUUACGGUAGUUUAG